Eptesicus fuscus (big brown bat) is the source of this 7550-nucleotide messenger RNA. It is a transcript of the gene CEP295, whose product is annotated as centrosomal protein 295. Lineage: Eukaryota; Metazoa; Chordata; Mammalia; Chiroptera; Vespertilionidae. Gene Ontology annotation, cellular component: centrosome; cytosol; centriole. The record is from RefSeq and is a predicted model, not a curated record. The coding region runs from base 27 to 7550 and encodes 2507 amino acids. Gene Ontology annotation, biological process: regulation of centriole replication. The transcript has 28 exons.
AACCGUUUUAUUUAAAGAACACAGAAAUGAAAAGAAAGGUAGUGAAUCCUGGCAAGAUGAGAUUGAGUCCUAAUGAGGAAGCCUUCAUUUUAAAAGAAGAUUAUGAGAGAAGAAGAAAGCUAAGAUUGCUACAGGUUCGAGAGCAAGAAAGGGAUAUCGCUUUACAGAGAAGAGAAGAUAUAAAACAAAGGAGAAAUCGGCAAUUUAAUCAUUUGGCAGAGGCACUGAGGGCAGAAUGGGAAGAAUCACAGACUCAGAAAAUAAACAACUUGGAAAAACUGUAUUUGGCAAGUUUAAGAAGUAUGGGGGAGGGACACCAACAAGCCAAAGAAAAUGAACCUGAUUUGAAUGCUCUGGCACAGAGGGCAGCAGAAAGAAAAAGAAAAGCCGAACUGAGGCAUAAAGAGGCCCUGAAAGUACAGAAAAAUCAAAAAGAAAUGUCAAUUAAACGAAAAACCUGGCACAUAAAAGCUCGAAAGGAAGCACUGCUUGCGGAAAAAGAGAGGUCUGCCAAAAUUAUAAGUCUGCCACCUCCUCCUCCAACUCUUUUUGAGAACAUUGAAGUAAAGAGAACUUCUAAUGUGAAAACCAAUAGUUCUACCUACCAUCAUCUUUACGCUUUUGUGAAUAGAGAGACAGACACAGAACAGCCAGAUCCUCAUUUGGCUGCUGAAGAAGAAGCUAAAAGACUGGAAGAAGUAGAAAAACAAGCAGAGAAAGAGAGAAUGGAGCAGACUGAAAAGGCACAUGUACGGGGUUUUCAAGCAAUGAAAAAGAUCCAUUUGGCUCAAAAUCAAGAGAAACUAAUGAAAGAACUCAAACAGCUACAGCAAGAGGACCUGGCACGUAGGAGACAGACUGUAGCACGAAUGCCACCACAACUAGUUGCACUUCCAUACAAACGCAGUGAAAUGAAAGAAGACUGGCAGAGAGAGCUCGAAUUUGCCUUUGAAGACAUGUACAAUGCAGACAGGAAGGUGAAAGGAAACCUGAUUUUGCACCUCGAACCAGAACCUUUGCCCACUGUGACUGAUCAGAUCCAAGAUGAAGAACUGGACCUUUCAAUGGAACAAGAAAAUUUAGGUGAAACUGAAAAACCUCCAGUGACAGAAGCUGAAACAAUAUGUCCUGAUGAAGCAGACGUUCCUUUGGCAAUGAAGACCCAGCCACUCCCUUCAAAAAUUAUUUUUAAAAAAUUAUUAAAUAAGAUCCGAAACCAGAAAUCUCUAUGGACAAUUAAAUCCAUGUCUGAAGAUGAAAGUGAAAUGACUACGACUAUUAGUGAAGCUGAGAGUAAAGCACCAACAUUUGAAUCAGAAACAAUUGAAGAGGGAACAUUAUCCUCUAGGCAGGAGCAAGUUGAAAGUGAUAUGCUAACAGUUGACUCUGGACCACUCACUAGUGAAGAUCAACCAAUUUCAUGUGAUGCAGACUCUAAAAAGGAACAAGAAAUAAAUGAGACCGAGCCAAUCACAGCUGUAGCUCAGAGUUCAGUUCUACUCCAUCCUCAAGAGGAAGCAAUCAGAAUUAGAAUGGCAGCAAGACAGAAACAGAUAAUGGAAAUAGAAGAACAGAAGCAAAAGCAAUUGGAAUUACUUGAACAAAUUGAACAACAGAAGUUAAGAUUAGAAACUGAUUGCUUCAGAGCUCAGUUGGAAGAAGAAAAAAUAAAAAAACCUCACCAGGCUGAGGUUGGCAGUUCUCAAGCAUCAUGCACCAUAAGUACUGAUGAAGAUAGUCAUAGGCAGAUGAUUCGCAACUAUCAACAUCAGCUUUUACAGCAAAAGAGGCUUCAUACACAGUCUGUUGAAACAGCCAGGAAACAAUUACUCCAAUAUCAGACUAUGUUAAAAGGAAAGUAUCCAUCCAUGCCAGCUGCAUCAUCAAUAUCUGAUUCUGUUGUAUCAGCCCCACUACAGAAAUAUGAAAGACCCACUAUUAUAUCAGAACUUUGGGAUCAAGGUCAGAGACCCAAAUUGAGCCCUAACAAAUAUGAACAUAUACAACCCACACAGAUCCCCCAAUUAGGACAAGAUUAUUUUCAGGUUCCAAGGCAAAAUCGCUUUCCACAAAGACAGGUAGGGACAACAGAAACAGAUGUUUUAGCGAAGAAAUGUUUGGGAUCACAAGAACAGCCAAAGGAAUUUUCACAGACUGAAACACAGCAGAGAGACUAUAAAUCAGUUCCUAAAGAUUCUCAUAUACUUUCAAGGACUUUAUCACAUGAUAGGCCACUAAUACUGCAGCAUGCUAAUGAAGUAGCUGGCACUUUAGACUCCCAGCAAAUGUUCUCAGAGAACAAUGAAAAUACAUCUUCUAAGCCAAGGGAACCUUCUUCAUACCUACCACUGUUAGCUGAGCAUUCUUUUAUAUCUCAGCCUACUAAAGUUGAAUCUGGAAAAAUCCAGGAACCCUCUUCAACAAUGAGCAAAGAUACAGUAAGACACUCUGUAAUCAGCCAAAUGCAGGAUAAGUCUUUGCCAUCCUCAGGGAACAUCACAGCCCAGAAAGGUCAUUUGAAGCUUCUCCAAGAGCAGUUAGACCUACAGAAGGAAGUUCUUCGGUCCAGACAGGCAGCCCAGGAACAAUUGCUUUUGGGCAAACAAAAAGACUUAGAAGGUGAAACCGGCACCUCUAUAUUCCUUCCAUUGGUACCUAUGGAUUCAUUUGCUUCACUGCCUUCUGUCAGAGCUGAAUCAGGGAGAAUCCAGGAACCUUCUCCAUCCAAGAAUGACACUGCAGUUCCCUCAGGCCAUCCUGGGGUCCCACAACUUCAGGAUAGGCUUUUGGGUUUUUCACAGUCUAUCUUAUCACAGCAAGAAAAUUUAAAAUUUCUUCACGAACAGUUAAAUAUUCAGAGAGACAGCAUUCAGGCCAGGCGGGAAGCCCAGGAAGUAUUACAUGUACAUAAACAGGGUGAGCUGGGUGGAAGAGUAUGGUCUGAACAAACUGAGCCACCUUCUCUCCCCUCGCAGGUAGCUCAGCAUACAUUUCCUCCAUUCGUUUCUGCUGGUACUCAGUCUGGAAAAAUCUGGGAGCAGUGUUCAUCUAAAAAUGAGGAGGGACUUUUUUCAAACCAAUCUGAAAUCCCCAAAUCUCAGGAUGGCUCUUUGAGUUUCCUGCAGCAGUUCCUACCUUUGCACAAUAGUUUGAAGUUGCUCCAAGAACAACUGACUGCACAGAGGGAUGCUCUUCAGGCGAGGCAUGAAGCCCAGAUGGAAUUACUUUCACAUAGACAAAGGGAUUUGAGAGACAGUAAGUCUGGGCAGAUGAGUUCUUCAUUUCCACCAAUGGGUGCUCAACGUUCAGCUGUGUUGCAAGCUUCUGUUAAAACAGAGCCCAGAAGAAUUGAGAAUCCUUAUUUGUCUGAGAAGGAAAGGACUAUUCCCACAAGUCGCUCAGUAAUCCCAACAUUUCAGGAUGAGCCUUUCAGUUCUCCACAGCAUAGCCUGCCACAGAAAGAAAAUUUGACAGCACUCCAAAGUGAAUUUGAAAAAGGAAUUUCUUCUGAACAGACUGACACAUCUUUAUCCCUAACCCAAGUAGCUGAAUCUGAAAGAUGCCGGGAAUUUUCAUCAAGUGACAGUGCUGGUCCCUUAAGCCAUUCUAAGAUCCCAAGGUUUCCGGAAAGAUUUCUGAGAUUUUCACAGGGUCAUUUGGAGGAACACCAAGAAUGGCUAGCCACAGAGGAGGCCCUUCACUUUAGCAAAAAAGCCCAAGGAAAUAUAUCUUCUGAACAAACUGGUUCCUCAUUUGUACCACAGUUAGGACACCUUUCAUUUGCUUCAGUACCUUCUGAAUCUGGUAAAACCCAGGAACCUUUUUCAACAGAGAGGGAUGAUAAAAUUCCUUCAAGCCAUUUUCAGAUCCCAGAAUUGCAAGAUAGGCUUUUGAAGAUAUCACAACGUAUCCAGCCUCAACAAGAUAAUUUGAAGGCGCUUCAAGAACGGUUAGCUGCACAAAGGGAAGCCAUCAUUCAGUCUAGACAGGAAGCCCAGGAAGAACAUGAACAGAGGGAGUGGAGGGAAGGAAUAUCUCCUGAGCAGGCUGGCACCUCUUCCUUCUUACCUCUAAGGGUACAAUAUUCAUUUGCUUCAUUACCUCUAACUGAAUCUGAUAUAAUCCAAGAACCUUGCCCAACUGAGAGUGAUAAUACAGCCUCCUCAAGUCAUUCUGAAAUACCAAGAUUGCCUCCUCCUCUUUUGGGUUUAUCACAGUCUGUUGUACCUCAGCUUAUAUUGCCCAGACAAAAUAAAUUUGAGGAAAAGUUAUCUUCUGAGCAUUUUAUUCAACCUCACCAUCGUGAUUUGAUGGUACUUCAGCAGCAAUUAGAUUUACAAAGGGAAGCCAUUCGAUUUAGGCAAGAAGCCCAGGAAGAAUUGCUUUCGAAAAGACUAAGUAAAUUGGAUAAAAGGGUAUCAUCUGAGCAGGUUAGCUCCUCUUUAGCCUUAUCCCAAAUAGCACUGCCUGUUGACUCUGAAAGAAUCCAGAAGUCUUUUCCAACCAGAUCACAGGAUAGGCUUUUAAGUUUCUCACAACCUAGUCUGCCUCAGCAAGUUCAUUUGACAGCACACUUGGACUUGCAAAAUGAAAUGGUGCACUCUGAUGAGAAGGCCCAGGAGGAACUACUUUUAACCAGAAAAGGUAAGUUGAUUGAAACUGAAUCUUCUGCGCACACUAUUCCUUCUUUGUUUCUACCCAAGGAAAGAGAACAUUCAUUUAUUUCACUACCUUUUGCUGAAGUUAAAUAUAAAGAUAUUUGUGAAUCGGAUUCAUCCAGAAAUGAACAUACAGUUUCUUCAAGCGAUUCUGUGAUCCCAAAAUUUCAAGGUAGACUUUUAAGUUUUUCACAGUCUAACUUAGCUCAGCAACAUAACUUGGGACUUCAGAAGCAGUUGGAUCUACAAAGAGAAGUUCUGCAUUAUAGCCAAAAAGCCCAAGAAGAACUGCUAGUACAGAGACAAACCGCAUUGCAGCAGCAGAUACAGAAACACCAAGAGACCUUGAAGGAUUUCCUUAAAGACAGUCAGACAAGUAAGCCCACUCCUGAAAAUGACUUACAACACCAGAUGCUCAGAGAGUGGCUUCCUCAUUUCCAAGACCAAGCAAGAGGUGAUCAUGAAAAGAUUAGUUCUAUAGACAGAAGCAACUCUGAUGAUAAUCAGCUGCUUUCAGAAGGUGAACAUCUGAACAAAGAACUGGGUAGGAGAGCCUCAAAGCCACCUGUAGCAAAAGUUAAAUGUGGAUUGGACUUGAACCAACAUGAACUUAGUGUGAUACAAGAGGUAGAAUCACCAGCAAGCGGCAGACCUUCUAUACUAGGUAAUCUAGAUUUUUAUCAAGACAGAGACCCCCUAAGGGUCUCUAUAAGUCGAGAACAAAGUUUUCUUGGGACUCCAUUGGACUGUGAUCCAUUUGCUCAUCCUCACCCGAUUGCCCAAGAGAACAUCUGUGGUGACAACUCUAAUGAAACAGUCAAGGUCAAAGAGGCUGUGGUUGAGAAUCAGGCAGUAUUAAGUUAUGCUGUGGACAAAGAAGAACGUACAUAUCUGAGUGCAGCUGUGAGGCCAGUUAAUAAGGCUGAAACACAAGAGAUUUAUCAUGAACCAUUAUCUUCAAUAACUAUUUCAACUGGAAGCUUAAGUAAUGAAAACACAGAUUUGAGCUUUACAGAUCCAGAGUUGUUUUCAGAGCAUGUGGACCAUGGGGAACAAGGAUCUACCACUGGCAAAGAAGCAGCAGCAGCUAUUUUAAGUUCUACAGUUCCUCCAUCACAAGUUAUUAAUAAAAACUCUUGGGAUGUUCUUAAACCUCUGUCCCCUGCAGCAGAAAAAUUUAUACCUGGUCAAGCACACAUUCAGCAGACGAUAGACAAGUACAUAAAUGAAACAAAUUUGAUGACUGAAAAAACAGACUUGUGGGUUGAUCUUGACUUUCCUGAAUUGGAAUACAUUUUUCCAAGUUUUCAUCGUCAGCUGUUUAAACCCUUGGAACCACAGCCAGAUUUUGAUUUGUCAUCAUUAUCCUCCGGGAUUUCUCAAGAGAGCAGAGACUUUUACCAGCAGAGCUCAGAGGCGUCAGGUGAAAGCCACCAUGCAACUCUGUCUCCCAGAAGAACAGCUUCCUUUACAGCACUGAGGAGGACCAGCCUGCCUUCUCCUCUUAACACACGCCCGAGCCAGCCACCUGACCCCAACCAGACUCGUGCUGCAGCUCUGAGUUUUGGCACAGAAAGUAUUAUUGAGGGAUCUGAACAAUCUUUUCAACAGCUUCUGCCAGAGUUUUCUUCACAGGAGGGGAGCCAGCAUGCUGAUCUACCAAGUAUUUUUAGCAUUGAAGCAAGAGAUUCUUCCCAAGGCAUGGAAAAUCAGUACUCCUCUGAACCGACUGAAGUAUUACAAAAUAAGGGGGAAAAUGUUCAUUUCCAGCUCUCUGUAGGAAAUUUGAAAAGUUCAGUCUUCAGUUCAUCUGCUGAGGCUAAUGUAUUUCAUCAGUUAAAUAUACCGCAUAGUACUCCAUGUGGUUCUACCACUAGUGAGUGCUCAAUGAAAGACCAAUUAGAAGGCCAAAGAGAAGGACUGGGCUUUGAAGAACUAUCAGAAAGAGGGGUUGAUAAAGUGUUACACAGGCAAGGACUCGCUGAAGAGAAUAAAAAUGAAACCUGUGGAGUUUUAAGUGUAAAUCUCCAUGUACAGGAAAUUGACUCACAAUUAUGUGUAAGAACAGUGGAGAUGGGAACUUCAGUUCAGAUACCACAUACUAUUCAGAAUGAAAAAUAUUUUGAGAACUCUAUUAAAGCAGAAAUUCCAAAAAUCAUACCAAACCGAUCUCAGCCAUCACAAUCAGAGCUGUUUUUCACUUCUGGAUCAUUUCCACUACAGAGCUCUAUUCCAGUCUGGGAGACAGAGUCUGGCCAUGGUAUAAUGGAAGAACCAGAACUUACGUUAGUAAGCACCAGUGACAUCAGUAUUACCGAAAUGGAUUUUGCAAACUUAUCCAUAGAAGAAAAGGAUGAGGCAAAAAGUUUUCAGGAGAGUGAAUUUCUGCCUCUUGUACCAGAAACAGAAAACUCUGCACAAGACCAUUCUGUGGAGGAAACAGCUGCAAUAUCUGCAGAAACCCUCUCAAAGUUUACACCUGCACCAGGAAGCUUACAAGAAGCAUUUGCAAUGAGAAAAAAAUCAUUUAUAGAGAGAUCCUGCCAGAGACAGAAAGAAAUAAGGAAUAAAAUACAUGAAAACCAAGUAGUUAAGGCAACACUUUCUAUAGGUUCACCUGUGAGUGGCCUAAAAAGUAAAGUUAGAGUGUCACUUCCCAAAGAUAGAAAGACUGCACAGGCCCUCAAGCACCAAAGGACUCUAAGGUUACACAAUCAGUUAGCUGAAGUAAAACGGCAAAAGGAAGAGAAAGCAAAACAAGAAGCUUAUGCCCAAAACAGAGCUAGAGCAAAAGAAUUUCAUAAGGUGAGUAAGGUGCAAAGUGGUUUUUCAUGUCAAAGGUACACAAUUGAAACUAAAUUUUACUUUUAUUCCCUCCACAGAAAACACUAG